Schistosoma guineensis is the source of this 1110-nucleotide messenger RNA. NCBI's taxonomy places the organism in Eukaryota, Metazoa, Platyhelminthes, Trematoda, Strigeidida, Schistosomatidae. The record is from the annotation of a GenBank genome assembly.
AUGAAACAAGGAAAACGAUCAAGCAGUGUAGAUUCUUCAAAUGAUAAAGAGAUAUUUUUUCAAUGUCGUGGAAAAAAACUCGGUGUUACUGAAAUCACUGACAAUGAAUCAUUUUCACGUUUCUCAGCUGAUCAAAUUAUAAAAAAACAUUUGGCUAAAGGUCAUACAAAUAUUAUUAUUAGUUGUUUACAAGAUAGAAUGAAAUUUAGUAAAAUUUCAUCAAUAAUUCCUCAUUCAACACGAAAAUAUGCAGAAUAUAAAGAUAUUAAAAAUUUCUUUGUAUUUACAAGUAAACCAGGUGUAUUCGUAUUAUGUAAACAUGAUUCUGUGACAAAUAAAAAAACUUAUGAAAGUUUCUGUUGUGAUGAUCCAUCUGAUUUAGAAAAAUUAACACGUUUAGUCAGUUCAGCUAAAAAUAAUUCAGAUCAUAGAUUAUAUAAAAGUCAAAAUACAUCAAGAUCAACUAUUGAUAUGAAUAAUGAAAUUUCAGCUGCUGAAUUAUUUGAAAGUAGUACAAAUUUAAAUAAUGAAUCAUUAAGUUAUCAAAGUGGAUUUUUACGUGAUACUGGAUCACCUGUAACUGAAGCAGUAGAUCGUAAUGAAGUAUUUCCUAGUACUUCACCAUUCUCCCCCUCACAUACUUAUAAUAAUUUAACUUCAGUUUCAGUUAGUGAUAUGCCAAAUGAACAUGAAGCAAAUGGUUAUAUUGAAAAUAAAUCAAAUAGUAAUAUAAAUCGAAAAAAAGAUUCAUAUCAUUCACCAAAAGGAAUGAUUUCACCUCCAAUUAAUGAUAAUUUUCAUCCUUUAAUUGGUUAUCAAUCAAAGAAUAAAAUGAAACAUAAUCAAUCGAAUCAUCAUAAUAACAAUGAUACGACACCAGUAAAUUCACGACGUCAAAGUUUAAAAAAUCUAUAUAGAUUAGAUAAUGAAAAUAUUUAUACUCAGAAAGAUGAAUUAAUUGCAAUGUUUGAUAAUGAUUUGACAUUUCUUACUUCUUCAUGUGGUGAUGUCGUUGAAUCUGAACAUGGUUCAAAGUAUUUAUUUUGUCAAUCAGGUUUAGAAAAACUUCAAAGUUAUGAAGGACCUUUAUAUGAAUCAUCAACUGACUAA